AUGUACGCGAAACUACAACCUUAUCAAACUACACAAUUCGUUGCGUCAUGUUUAUAUCGGAAAUUUGUACAGUGUUAUCUGUACUCGAGUUGGAAAAAUCCUAAAUACAAGAAUAAAUUUCCUAAAACCAUUAUCAAGCAAUUUCACAAAGAUCUAAUAUGCUGCAAACGCGAUAAUGGCGAUAAGAAGGAUAGCAUGCUUAACAUGAGCAACAGCCAGUACUUGGAUUACAUGUACAAGGCAUGGCUCGAGGACCAUAAAUCUGUGAGUAAGUCGUGGGACUUAUAUUUCAAAUUGAUCCACACCAAAAGCUCAAAAGAUUCUCAUGCUAAAUCCAAUCCGACUCGCAUCAAUUCCCCUACAUUAAAGACAUCGAAGUUAGGAGGACAAUCGAACAAUCCCUCGUUUCCAAACAAAUCUUUUGUCCGAGAGAAAUCAGAUGAACAGGGGAAUCAAUAUGUAGUCGAUGCACUCCAUAUCAAUGCCACGAUCCGCGCUUAUCAAGCACGUGGCCACCUUAUUGCCGAUACAGAUCCGUUGGGCAUACAGAAUCCGGACUCGGCGAAACUGCAGGGCACUGCAGAUUUGCCACCGGCAAUUGUAGUGCGACAACAUCUUAAGGGUAUGACGGAAGCGGAUAUGAAUAAGGAAUUCCCUCUCGGUACCGUGACCCUUAUCGGUGGCGAUAAGCCAAAAUUAACAUUGCGAGAAAUACUAACGAGACUCAACAAAGUCUAUUGUGGUCAUUUGGGCCUGGAAUACACGUACAUUCACGAUCUUAAUGUGUUAGAUUGGUUGCGGGAGAGAUUUGAAAGACCAGGCGCCUGGGAAUUGCCCGCGGAGCACCGGAAGUGGAGCUGGAUGAAUCUCAUGAGAGCUGUGAGUUUCGAGAGUUUUCUAGCGAAAAAAUACGGAACAGAAAAGAGAUUCGGGCUAGAAGGUUGCGAUACGUUUAUACCGGCCAUGGCGGAAUGUAUGGAAUCAUCGGCGUUAAAUGGAGUGGAAACUGUAGUCAUUGGAAUGGCACAUCGCGGUCGUCUGAAUACUUUGGCAAACAUAUGUUUAAAACCAAUGAGUCAAUUGUUUACUCAGUUCAAUCCGAUUGCACUGGAAGGAUUCGGUUCCGGUGACGUUAAAUAUCAUCUCGGCACGCAUGCGGAAAAAUUGUUAGAGAGAACUAAGAAAACAAUGCUUGUUUCUAUAAUGGCAAAUGCCUCGCAUUUAGAAUCGAUCAAUCCGGUCAUAGUCGGCCGUGUGCGCGCCGAGCAAGUCGAGAAAGGUGACUCUAAAGAGGGCAAAAGAUCUUUGGCUAUUCUAGUUCAUGGUGAUGCCGCUUUUUCCGGUCAAGGUGUCGUUUACGAAACAAUGCAUCUCACCAAUCUGCCAGAGUAUACGACGGGUGGUGUGAUGCAUAUCGUAAUUAAUAAUCAAAUUGGUUUUACAACCGAUCCAAGAUAUUCACGAUCUAGUACACAUUGUACGGACGUGGCUCGCGUGGUUAACGCUCCUAUUUUUCAUGUACACGCUGAUGAUCCCGAUUUAGUGACUUAUUGCAGCAAAGUGGCCAGCGAUUAUCGGGCCACCUUUCAUAACGAUGUAGUACUGGAUAUUGUUGGCUAUCGAAAACAAGGACAUAAUGAAAUGGACGAACCGAUGCUAACUCAACCGUUAAUGUAUAAACGCAUAAAGGCUCAUCCCAAUGUUCUUUCUUUAUACACUGAUAAGCUUCUUAAGGAAGGCGUGAUAACGGAGGCUUUUGCAAAAGAAGAAGUGGAAAAGUAUGUAAAUCAUUGCGAGGAAGAAUUUAAAAAAGCGCAGACCAUUAGUUCGAUGCAGAUGAGUGAUUGGCAUGAUGUACCCUGGACCGAAUUCUACUCGCAUCAGAGUCCGAAACAAAUGAUACCUGCAACUGGUAUCGAUUUAAUGAUCAUUAAAACGAUAUGUAAAGCUAUAUCUACUCCGCCCAGUAAUAUCGAGGCGCAUCUUCAAGUAUUGAGAGCGAUGGACAGGCGAGCGAAACUCAUGGCGGCUCGACAAAUUGAUUGGGCGAUGGGGGAAUGUCUGGCUUUUUCUUCUUUAUUGAAAGAAGGUCAUCACGUUAGAUUAUCCGGACAAGAUGUUGAACGAGGCACCUUCACCCAACGUAUACACAUCAUUCAUGAUCAGAACAGAGACAAGAUUUACAAGAACAUUUUGCACAAUAUUUUUCCCGGGCAAGCUUUAUAUACCGUCUCGAAUUCGUCGUUAUCGGAAUUCGGCGUGUGCGGUUUUGAGUUGGGAUAUGCGGCGUACAAUCAUAAGGCUCUUACACUCUGGGAAGGACAAUUCGGCGAUUUUUGCAAUUGCUGUCAGGUUAUAAUAGACUGCUUGUUAUGCUCCGGACAAACCAAAUGGGGUAGGCAGCUAGGAUUAGUGAUGUUACUACCGCAUGGUUUGGAGGCCCAAGGACCAGAACAUUCAUCUGCCAGAUUGGAAAGAUUCCUUCAGUUGUGCGACGACGAGUGUACUCACGUGCCAGGAACGGAGCCCGGUGCCCCUGGCGGCGAGACAAUCGAGCAGAUCAUGACCAGGCAGCUUUUUGAAAUAAAUUGGAUUAUCGCCAAUCCCACGACACCCGCUAAUCUGUUUCAUCUUCUACGCCGGCAGAUACUGAUGCCGUUUCGAAAACCGUUGAUUAUUAUGUCCCCCAAAUCUUUGCUACGUCAUCCAAUGGCGAUAUCAAAUUUUGAGGAGAUGGGACCAGGUACAACUUUCACGAACGUUUUACCGGAUCCUUUUGUGAAGCACGGAAACGUGAAGAAAGUAUUGAUGUGUACCGGAAAGGUAUACUAUGAUUUGAUCGUCGAGCGGCAGGAGAGACAACUGGAGGAUAAAAUAGCGAUACUUAGAAUCGAGCAGCUCUGUCCCUUUCCGUAUCAUCUUUUGGCAGAGGAAAUGAGGAAAUUUCCGCGAACCAAAAUCAUGUGGCUGCAAGAGGAGCAUAAGAAUCAAGGCGCUUAUUAUUACGUGAGAGACAGGAUAGCCUUAACCUUGGGCAUUCCAUUGGAAAAUGUGAAAUAUGGCGGUCGUCCUAGUUCGGCUUCGCCGGCAACCGGCAGCAAAAUCAUUCACAAAAACGAAUACGACAAUAUGAUAGCAAUGGCGAUGAGUCUCGAUUAAUUGCGUGAGAACAUGACAGAAACAUAACUUUUUCGAAAAAUUAAUAGCAUAUACCGUAAAAUUAUAUAAGAUUAGAUAAGAAAUAUUUGCAUGUGUUGUGUCAAGUGCAAUAUAAGAAAUCAGAAAUAGAAUGUAAAUGUCCACUUUUUUUUAUCAAUAAUUUAUAAUUGAUUAUUAUUAUCUAUUUUUUUAUCAAUAAUUUAUAAUUAUUAUUAUUAUCUAUUUAUUUAAUAAUAAA
Cataglyphis hispanica is the source of this 3397-nucleotide messenger RNA. RefSeq names its product 2-oxoglutarate dehydrogenase complex component E1-like. The transcript is spliced from 15 exons. Gene Ontology annotation, cellular component: mitochondrion; oxoglutarate dehydrogenase complex. Gene Ontology annotation, molecular function: thiamine pyrophosphate binding; oxoglutarate dehydrogenase (succinyl-transferring) activity. Lineage: Eukaryota; Metazoa; Arthropoda; Insecta; Hymenoptera; Formicidae. The coding region runs from base 1 to 3159 and encodes 1052 amino acids. The record is from RefSeq and is a predicted model, not a curated record. Gene Ontology annotation, biological process: tricarboxylic acid cycle.